AUGGCAGAUCCAUUGAUGCUCGCAACAUUGAUCGAACUAGGCUUCGAUCGUUCUAAAUCUGAAAAAGCUCUAAUAAAUGUAAAUAAUCGCGGAAUUGAAGGAGCGAUCGAUUGGAUAAUGGCUCAUACAGACUCUAAUGAUCAAUCUACAGAUCCAACCGCAAGCGCGAAUAUGCAAAGCCAGGAAGGUCAACCUAGCAGCGAAACGACUGCAGAAACCAAUCGUCCGCUAACGGAAGAAGAAAAGAAAGAAAAGCUAGAGAAACUGGAAUCUAAAAUUAAGGAAAGACGUAGACUGCGAGAAGCUGAAGAACGUAAGCUUGAGAAAGAUCAAGAAAUAAGUCGUCGGGAAUCUGGCAAAAUGAUUACAGAUGUUAAAAGAAAAGUUGAAAUCAAAGAAAUGCAAAAAUUAGCAGAGCAAAGAAAGAGAGAAAAGAUGGAAGAUAGAUUAGCAAGGGAAAAAGUGAAGGCUAUGAUCGCUGAAGAUAGAGCAAGAGCAAAAGGCAAGCCUGACACAACUAACAGUGUUACUAGUCAGCAAACAUCUACCAAAGUCGAAUCUUCCACUGAAUCAACUGUCAAAAAGGAAUAUACAAAUUGUCGUAUACAGGUUCGCCUGUCCAAUGGAUCAAAUAUUUCUGCAACCUUUGACGUAAAUGAUACGAUUGCCACAGUUAUGGAUUUUGUGAGAAAAAACAGAACUGAUGGUGACUGUCCGUUUAACCUAAUGACAACAUUUCCGCGUAAAGUUUACUCAGAAAACGACAUGGACAUGACAGUCAAAGAUGCAGGAUUUGUUCCAUCGAUAUCCUUGGUGUUAAGGAAUAUGUAA
Messenger RNA from Trichoplax adhaerens, 831 nucleotides. RefSeq lists its product as uncharacterized. The transcript is spliced from 12 exons. Gene Ontology annotation, molecular function: protein binding. The record is from RefSeq and is a predicted model, not a curated record. Lineage: Eukaryota; Metazoa; Placozoa; Uniplacotomia; Trichoplacea; Trichoplacidae. The coding region runs from base 1 to 831 and encodes 276 amino acids.